ACCUUUAGCCGCUGCUGCUCUAUCACUUCACUUGCACUUUUACUUUCAGGACAUCCGCUUUGCCAAAUUCAUUGCUCGAUCGGUUCUGUUCUGUUCUGCCCCAACGAAUUUCCAAGAAUGGCGCUCCCUUGCCCAGCAAUGGGUAGCGACGGGCUCGUUUUCAGGACCCAAUCGGGAGUGUUCGACAUCACCGACUCCGCCAUCUCCGUCGCUGAUCCCCGCUGCCAACGCAAGAACAAGAAGGAGAAGAAGUACUCUGCUCCUCCUGUUCAGCCGACUACGUCUAAGAACGCGAAACAAAUUUCCGCCAAUUGGGAUCGCCGUCGGGUCAAUAGUGAGGUCAAAGUGCUUCCGCCCUCGAAUUCCGAUGUGAUUGCUGUAGCGGAAUCAGGACGCAAUCUGCCGCCGGAAUCUUCGUUGGAGAAGGAGGAGGAGAAAAUCGACGGUGGCCGCCGCAUUCCAGGGCUCGCGAUGGAAGAAGCAGGAUCGGGAGGCACCGCGUCCCUGCCGCGGAAAGCAACGAGCGGUUUCGUAAUGGACGACAGGAGAAGAAGACUUGUGGAGAUGGCUAAGCGUUACCUGAGAAAGCACCGCCGGUCGGAUGAUGCGUGUUACGGCGGCGGCGACGGCGACGACGAAAGUCCGACAAAGAGGCAGAGGCUUGGCAACUAAAGCUUCUACUACUACUACCCACAACUACGAACAACACCAGGAGAUUUGUGUUGUUAUUGUUUCUCUUUUUUAGUUGAGGGAAGAAGAUGUGCAAACUGCAAACUGACUGAAAUUGACUAUUUCGUUCAUUUGGGUUCAUAAAACUAAAAGUAAAGUCCUUUUUCGUAUGUUGCUCUGUAUUUGGAAUAGGUUUGUUCUUCCUUUUGAUGGUAAACAGAGCUGAAAUGGUAUGCAACAGCCUAUACUUGAAAGCAUUGUGAUGCAAUGAUGUAUAAUAGUGUGGACGAAACUAAACUAUAAUAAAGAGGAACCAAUAAAAUUAUGAGGUAGCGGCAAAAUCAUUUUGACCACCUGCAAAGAAUUUAACCAAUACAAAUAUGAUUAAUUAGGGUUUAAUGGUUUGCGGCUCAAUAGUUAAUCGUUAUACAAUUGCUAGUGAAUUGUGAAUAUUGGGGGCACGAGCUCAGGUGUUUGAUUAGUCUUUUUUUUUAUAAUUUCCAUUUUCAUAAUCAGGUCAUAUAACUUUCAUUCUAACUCGGAAUUUAAAAUAUUUUGCAUAGAAAAUAAAUUAUUUAUGAUCUACACAAUAAUGUUCUUUCAUAUUUUAUCAACGAAAUAUUUGAUGAUAUCAUUACCACCGUCAUGGCGUCAUACCAUGAUCUUACCUGAUAUUGAAAUGAAUGUCUUCAUGUAAUUUUACACUAUGAUAAUACUUCAUUUUCUCACCACUACCAUACACAUCAUACCACUCAAUGUAGUAAAAACGGGUCUUAAAA
Molecule: messenger RNA, 1448 nt
Organism: Linum trigynum
Lineage: Eukaryota; Viridiplantae; Streptophyta; Magnoliopsida; Malpighiales; Linaceae
Source: the annotation of a GenBank genome assembly